This is a messenger RNA of Colius striatus (speckled mousebird), 1755 nucleotides long. It is a transcript of the gene HRG, whose product is annotated as histidine rich glycoprotein. Bases 1 to 1755 code for a protein of 584 amino acids. The transcript is spliced from 7 exons. NCBI's taxonomy places the organism in Eukaryota, Metazoa, Chordata, Aves, Coliiformes, Coliidae. Gene Ontology annotation, cellular component: extracellular region; endolysosome; blood microparticle. The record is from RefSeq and is a predicted model, not a curated record. Gene Ontology annotation, molecular function: heparin binding; serine-type endopeptidase inhibitor activity; zinc ion binding. Gene Ontology annotation, biological process: regulation of platelet activation; negative regulation of endopeptidase activity; negative regulation of fibrinolysis.
AUGCUGCUGCUAGCUUCAGCUUUUUUUCUGACGCUACUGCAGUGCUCUAAUGCUCAAAGCAAAGUAAGCAGUACACCUGCAGACUGUAACACCAUUGAAACAGAUGCAGGAGUGGCCCUGGAUUUGGUCAACAGACAUCGCAGAGAUGGCUAUGUUUUUGGUUUAUUCCGUGUCGCUGAUGCACGUGAACUACAUACAGGAAAUUCAUCAAUCCUCUACCUAACUUUGGAUGUGGUGGAAACAGAAUGCCCUGUACUAUCCAGAAGACACUGGCAGUCUUGUGAAUAUGGUGAUACCUACUCCAUGGACUUUGGGCAAUGUAAGGUCAUCACACAUACAAACCAACUGCUGAAGAAAACCCAACUAUAUGGAUUUAAUUGUACAUUAAGUCCAGUUCCUCCUGAUUUAUUAGAGUGCAAAGAUUGUCCUGUGAAAGUUGAAGUCUUAGAAGUCACUGAGCAACAUAAAGAUAUUGCUGCAAAGGCCCUGGAGAAAUUCAACAGGGAGAGUAAUGAAACAAACUACUUCAAAGUUGACAAAGUCGACAAGAUUUUGAAGUCGACUGCCUCCCGUGAAGUUCACACUUUAGGAUUCUCUAUAAAAGAGACCAACUGCUCCAAAUCCACAAAACAAGCAGAUCAGACACUGGAAUGUGAUUUUCUGGAUGACUGGCAUGCUCACGUGGGAUUCUGCAAGGCAAGAAUUGUCAGCAACACGGAUGACCCCGAUGGAACAGAUAUAAGCUGUGAAAUCUACCAUUCUGGGCCACACAGACAUCCGCACUUCCAUCAUCAUUUUGGCCACCAACACCGUCAUAGACAUCAUCACAGGCAUGGAUGUCCACCCCCUUCUCAAUCCAGACCUGAGGAUUCUGAGCACAACCAUAGUUCCAACAAAGAAGAGCAAGACAGCCAUGAAGAAACUCCUCCUCCCCACCAUGGUGGACCACAUCACCACUUUCACCCUCCACACCAUUGUCCUCCACCUCCUCCCCAUGGUGGACCACAUCACCCUCCACCUCCUCCCCAUGGUGGACCACAUCACCCUCCACCUCCUCCCAAUGGUGGACCACAUCACCCUCCACCUCCUCCCAAUGGUGGACCACAUCACCACCCUCCACCUCCUCCCAAUGAUGGACCACAUAGUCAUCCACAAGAGGAAUCACAACUUUCUUCUUCUGCUCCUCCUCCCCAAGACAAACCACCUCUUGGCCCCCAUCAUGGGCCACAUCACCACCAUCCUCCUCACCAUCAUGGACCCCACUGUCCUCCUCCCCCUCCUCAUGGGCCACAUCACCACCAUCCUCCUCCCCCUCCUCAUGGGCCACAUCACCACCAUCCUCCUCCCCAUCAUGGACCUCACUGUCCUCCUCCUCCACAUGGGCCAUAUCACCACCAUCCUCCUCCUCCAGGACAUCCUCAUCUCUGUCAUCACUAUCACGGGCAUCACUGCAACAAGACAAGAAUAUCAGGAAAGUACUCCCCAUUCCAAGUCACAGGAGCUCUUUAUCGCAUUCCAGUUCUAAAUCAGCAUGAUUCUCUAACACCUCCAAGCUUCCCUGAGCUAUCCCAAAGCAACUCUCACUCCUCCAGCACUGAUGAAAGCUUUCCUUUCACGGGCUCAAGUCUAAAGGAGGUGCUAGAAGCAUCAGACUUGUCACAAUCAAAGUCAUGCCCAGGAAACCCCAAACUUGAUCUUCCAAAAAUUUUGCCUUUAUUUCCACAUAGCUCCGUGGAAAAAAAAUCUGCUAAAUGA